GUCUCCGGACGAGCUCACUUCACUCUGUCAUUUUAUUUGUAGCUAAAGCAGCGGCGGGAAUAGCAGCUGCAUUUCUUUUCUCUUUCUCCCUUCACAUUCCAUUAUCAUAGUGCUCCAAUGGAGAAGGAAGGAGUAGAGGGGCCCAGGUACUGAUCUGCAUCGAGGACUCAGACCAACACACUGGCAGACCUGAAACCGGAUGGUUUUUUCCCUCUUUUUUAAAAAAACGAAAACCAAAAAAAAAGCAAGAAUCAAGUCAGUGUAAUUUCAUGGGGUUUUUCUCCCCCCCAAUAAUUCGCCUAGAGUUUGGCACUCCCUUCGCCGGGAAUAACAGUCUUUGUUAUUUUAUUAGCAGGAUGCCUUGAGACACACGCAGCAUCUGGCGGAGGAUUAACAUACAUACAUGUGUAUGUAUGCGUCACGUAUAUAUUUACUGCAAAUGGUGGGGAUCAUUUAGUGCCCGAGAUGGGAGACCUGAAGUCAGGUUUCGAAGAGGUGGAUGGCGUGAGGCUCGGCUACCUCAUCAUUAAAGGAAAGCAAAUGUUUGCUCUCUCCCAAGUCUUCACAGAUCUGCUGAAAAACAUCCCGAGGACGACCGUGCACAAGCGCAUGGAUCAUCUGAAAGUGAAAAAGCACCACUGCGAUCUGGAGGAGUUGCGGAAACUCAAAGCAAUCAACAGUAUUGCCUUCCACGCGGCCAAAUGCACGCUCAUCUCCCGGGAAGACGUAGAAGCGCUCUAUACCUCCUGUAAAACCGAGCGUGUGCUCAAGACCAAGCCCAGGAGGCCCCCUCACCACCACCGACCGCAGCCCCAUCUAGGAAGCUUUCCCGAGAGUUGUAGCAGUGACUCCGAGUCCAGCUCCUACUCCGACCAUGCAGCCAACGACUCCGAUUUUGGCUCCAGUUUGUCCAGCUCCAGCAACUCCAUGUCCUCAGAGGAAGAGGAGGAGGAAGGAGAGGAGGAGGAGGAAGAGGAGGAGGAAGAGGGGGGCAGUGGGGCCUCGGAUUCCAGUGAAAUCAGCUCGGAGGAGGAGGACUCAUCCACCGAGUCAGACUCCAGCUCCGGCUCCAGCCAAGUGUCAGUGCAGAGCAUCCGUUUCAGGCGCACCAGCUUCUGCAAGCCUCCCAGCGUGCAGGCGCAGGCCAACUUCUUGUACCAUCUGGCCUCCGCCGCCGCUGCAACCAAACCCGCUGCUUUCGAGGAUGCCGGCCGACUUCCCGACCUCAAGAGUAGUGUCAAAGCCGAGUCGCCAGAGGAGUGGAAUCUGCAGGGCUGGGCUCCCAGAGGGGCUCCGGUGUACUGCCCGGCCAGCUUGGGGAGUUGUUUCCAAGAGAUAAGAAACGAUAGGGUAUCUGAGAUUACAUUCCCACACUCUGAAAUUUCCAGUACUGUAAAGAGAACUGACCUGACAAUUAACUGCCUGGCAGAGGGGGCCUCUUCACCUAGCCCAAAGACAAACAAUAUAUUUCCACAACAAAGAAUACUCCGAGAGGCUAGGAAAUGCCUACAAGCAACUCCUACUACACACUGUUCAGAUAACAACACAAUAGCUGCUAGGUUUUUAAAUAAUGAUUCUUGUGGAACAGCAACAAAUUCAGGAAAAGAUUCCAAAAUCCUUCAUUGUCUUGAAUUUGCUACGGAUUUGGCCUCUUCGCAAAUUGAUUCCGAAGUGGAUGCAGCAGCAGCAGCAGCAGCAGGAACUAAAGCUGAGAAUCUCUGCACUGACACAGGCGACAAGACAUUGCCAUUUCUGCACAAUAUUAAAAUCAAAGUAGAAGACAGUAGUGCUAAUGAAGACUAUGAACCUGAUCUUAUUACAAAUAAGCUAAAGUGCGAGUGCAAUGAUACAAAGGGUGAGUUUUACAGUGUGACUGAGAAGAAAGAGGAGGACGCCUUUCUAACCACAGCCAAGGAAGGUUUUGCAUGCCCUGAGAAAGAAAUUCCUUCCUUAAAUCCACUGGCUCAGAGUCAGGGCCUUUCAUGCACUUUAGGAUCUCCAAAACCUGAGGAUGGGGAAUAUAAAUUUGGUGCCAGGGUGAGAAAAAAUUACCGGACACUAGUACUGGGUAAACGACCAGUCCUUCAGACACCUCCAGUCAAACCAAAUUUGAAAUCAGCUAGAAGCCCUCGUCCUACAGGUAAAACUGAGACACAUGAAGGAACACUGGAUGACUUUACAGUUUUAAACAGGCGCAAAAAGGUAGCCAGCAAUGUAGCAUCAGCAGUGAAAAGGCCAUUUAAUUUCAUGGCAAAUUUUCCUUGUCCACCAUCACUCAUUAUUGGGAAGGACGGGGAUUUGUGGCCAGCGUAUUCCUUAAACACCACUAAGGAUUCCCAACCUCCUCACAAGGCCCAUCCUAUAUGGAAAUGGCAGCUGGGCGGUUCUGCAAUACCUCUUCCACCUAGUCACAAAUUCAGGAAAUUUAAUUCAUAAAAAUGUUUUGGAAGAUAUUUUCUUGAACCAUAUUACCUUCCUUUUGUUGUAAACUGCACAGGAUGGCUUGUACAAGUCCAUUAAUGGUGUUACACCCCCUUUGGAGUCCUGGUUUAUCGCAUUUUGAAGACAGAA
Molecule: messenger RNA, 2571 nt
Organism: Cricetulus griseus (Chinese hamster)
Lineage: Eukaryota; Metazoa; Chordata; Mammalia; Rodentia; Cricetidae
Source: RefSeq, a predicted model, not a curated record